Molecule: messenger RNA, 4004 nt
Organism: Globicephala melas (long-finned pilot whale)
Lineage: Eukaryota; Metazoa; Chordata; Mammalia; Artiodactyla; Delphinidae
Gene: ABHD18
Product: abhydrolase domain containing 18
Source: RefSeq, a predicted model, not a curated record
GUACGGGCCUCUCCGCCUCCCGGAACAAGGCGCGGAAGAGCCGGGGAGGGUUCGGGGGCGUGUCCAAACAGCCACCCCGCCCAGGGUUCGUCCUCCUCCCCAGCUUCCCUGUCAGCUCCCCGUCGCUUCUCAGUUCCUGGAGAGGUUGCUGUAGCUGCGGUUGGGCCUCAGAAAGGAGGCGAGUCCCGAGAGGCUAGAGAGCCGCGGUGUUCGGAGUCUCGGCCAGCUGGACAGCAGGCGCCCACCAAGCGGCCAUUGAAUGUUUGUUUGCUACUAAUGGGUGUGAGCAAGUUAGAUAUUCUAUAUCGGAGACUUCUCCUUACAAAACUUUUUAUCAGAGGAUGGGGAAGGCCAGAGGAUCUCAAAAGACUGUUUGAAUUCAGAAAGAUUAUUGGAAAUCGAGAAAGAUGUCAGAAUCUGGUUUCAAGUGAUUAUCCAAUAUACAUCGAUAAGAUUGAAGAGCAGUCAGACUGUAAGAUCCUAGAUGGACACUUUGUUUCCCCCAUGGCCCACUAUGUGCCUGAUAUCAUGCCAGUUGAAUCUGUUAUUGCAAGGUUCCAAUUUAUUGUGCCUAAAGAAUGGAACAGCAAAUAUAGACCCGUAUGCAUUCAUCUUGCUGGAACAGGAGAUCAUCAUUACUGGAGACGACGAACACUAAUGGCUCGUCCUAUGAUUAAAGAAGCCCGAAUGGCUUCUUUGCUGUUAGAAAACCCUUAUUAUGGCUGCAGGAAACCCAAGGACCAAAUAAGGUCCAGCUUAAAAAACGUAUCUGAUCUUUUUGUGAUGGGAGGAGCUCUUGUUUUAGAAUCUGCAGCUCUCUUGCACUGGCUAGAGAGGGAGGGUUAUGGACCUCUAGGAAUGACCGGAAUAUCCAUGGGAGGACACAUGGCUUCCUUAGCAGUAUCCAGCUGGCCUAAGCCCAUGCCACUGAUUCCAUGUCUGUCUUGGUCCACAGCAUCUGGGGUCUUCACUACGGGCGUGCUAAGUAAAUCGAUUAAUUGGAGGGAGCUAGAAAAGCAGUAUUAUACACAGACAGUUUAUGAAGAAGAAAUUAUUCACAUGCUUGAAUAUUGUGGAACAGAUUCUUUCAAAAUGGGACAAGAAUUCCUGAAACACUUCCCUAGCAGUGCAGACAAGCUAACUAACCUUAACCUGGUUUCUAGAACUUUAAAUUUAGAUAUGGCGGACCAAGUUGUGUCCCAAAAAGCUGCUGAGUGCCAUAAAUCUAGUAAAACAUCUAUCAGUGCCACAUCAGAAGGACUCUUGUUGCAAGAUACCUCUAGGAUGGGGUGCUUCAAUCAAACACUUUCAACCAACAAAAGUAGUUAUACGUGCUGUAAUCCUCAGUCAUACCACCUACUCAGUAAAGAACAAAGAAGAAACACUCUUCAGAAAGAACCUUUAAUAUUUAUGAAAGGAGUUAUGGAUGAAUGUACUCAUGUAGCAAAUUUCUCAGUUCCAGUUGACCCAAGCCUCAUCAUAGUGGUUCAAGCCAAAGAAGAUGCCUAUAUUCCACGAACAGGAGUUCGAAGUCUACAAGAAAUUUGGCCUGGUUGUGAAAUCCGAUAUCUAGAAGGGGGUCAUAUUAGUGCUUAUCUUUUUAAACAAGGACUCUUCAGGCGCGCCAUCUAUGAUGCAUUUGAACGCUUCCUCCGUAAAUACGCUAACUAAUGGGAUCACGUAUGUAACCAGUGCAGCCAUCAUGUUUCUUAUGGAAGGAGUUUGAUCCUUUGAUGAUGUGAAGAACAAGCAGACAGCACUAUAUAUCUAAUUGCUGUCAAUUUAGUCUGGAAUUCAGUGUUACAGAUCAGUCAACUAUAAUCUUUAAAUACAUUUGAAUAAUUGUAAACCAAUAUUUGGAUGAAAUAAUGCUGAACUAUUUUGUACUAUUUGUGGGAAUCCCAUAAAAUCAAUAUCUAGUCUGUUGUUACUAUUUAUGUAAACUUUAUAUUUUAAAUUAUGAAUAAUUUAUUAAUUUAAAACAAAUUUAUUCAUAGAAACCCUAUUGGUUUUUAAAGAACUGCUAAGUCAAACUUAGUUUGUAAUAUGUCACCCUAUAUUGUAUAUAUGACCUUACAUGACAUUUCUAUUAUUGAUUUGAUUCGAGAAACAUGUUUAUUUCUUUUACGGAUCCACAGUGAAUUUAUAAUCUUAUUUUCAACUUUAAUUUUCUGCCAUGGAUACUUAUCAUGUGUAAAAUCAGUUUUAACUUUGAAUACUAAAAAAUCCUUUUUGCUUUCUACUUAAGUACUUUUAAUAAUUAAAUUGAAUGUGAGAAUGCAGAUAAGAUGCAUAAGACUUGGCUAAACUUUAAAACUUCGCCAAAUAUUAGGUUAGAAAAAAAUGCCAAACAUUUUUCCCCUACUUGAAAAGAUUCAAUUCAUGAACACUGAAAUAAUGAAAGACCUAUUGUGUUAAUUAAUAACUGUUUCUUAACAUUUUCUUGUAUACAUACUCUGAAUUUGCUAAACAUCUAACUUUAGGCCAAGUACUUAACAGCUUUGGUUUUUUAAUUUCAGAAAUUAAUGGCCACAUAUGAAAUUGAUCUGUCCGUAUAAACUUUAUUUUAUGGAAAAGAUAUAAUAACUAGUACUUUUUAAAAAUAUUAUAUGGCUACACUUGGUGCUUUCUUUUUAUUUUAUUUUACUUUUAAACUUUUUUGGCUGCACCGCACGGCCUUUGGGAUCUUAGUUCCCCAACUAGGGAUUGAACCCGGGCCCUCAGCGAGAGUGCAGAGUCCUAACCACUGGACCGCCAGGGAAUUCCUGGUGCUUUCUUUUUAUGUUAAACUUCUCAAGCCAAGAACUAAAAUGUUUUUAAAAGUAGAAAAUAUUUGGGGUUUAGAAAAAAUAUAUUUGAGUUUUAUUUUUUUGAAAUAUGUGUUGUCUGUGGGUUAUUUUAAAAUAUGUAUUCCUAGUCUAGUAAGGAUAUUUGAAUUAUAAGAUGCCUUUGUAGCUUUUUAAAGGAGAUUUUAUUUGGCCCUCUAAUGCCUCCAUCACCUUAAUUUUUAAAAACUAUUUUUAAAUGAUUAAUGUGAAGUCACUGAUGGCAUACAGUGUUGUAAAUUCUGUAAAUCUACUUUGACAUAAACAAACAUAGUUACAGCCAUUUGAGCUAUAGCAAUUUUACAUGUUCAGAUUAGAACCUUUACUUUUCACUAGAAGUAUGAAAUCUACUAAAGUUCUCCAACAAAAUACCCUUUAAAGAUAAAGUAAACCCUGUUGUUAACUGAAUUACAAGUAUUUUCUUAUGUAUUUAGUGAGGUGAUUGCUUUCUGAGCAAUGGCUUUAGUGAAACCAGUACUUUAUUUUUCACAUAAAUAUUUCCUACUAAGCAAUAAUGUACUAUGGUAUGUAACUUUCUAUUGGUAAAAGAAUGAAAUUUCAUUUCAGUUUAAUUAAUUCUUAGGCAUAACUAAUUUCUCCCAAAUAAAUGUGAAAGAGGUGUUUUUAAAAUUUCUUCUCUUAUCCAGAUGUUCUAAGAAUAUAUGCACACAACUACCUAAAGAAGUGCUGUCUGCCAUUUUGAAGACUGGGUACAUAAAUUGCUAGAAAUUCAUUUAGCCCAGAGUUGCAAACUGGCAAUCAGUACAGGACAGCUUGUCCCACAGUUGUUUUAUUCAGUGUGCAUAAUACCUCCAGCAAAAUUUUUGAAUUCGAGAAGUCUUUAGACUGGGUAUGCAUUCCCCAGUUUGCCAUAAUCCACCAGACUCCAAGCUCUUGUAUUAGACUACUUCACUACUUUGUGUUUCCCACUUAGCCCUGAAGACAUCUGAGCCUGACACCCCGACUUAGAUCUGUGGUUAAAAAACAUUUCUGAAUUUCAUGAUUUGAUAAUGUUGUAAGUACUAUUAAAUCAUUUUAGCAUAUGCAUUUUAGAUUGUUUCUUAUGAAUGUAAAUUUUAAGGUGGUGCUUUCUUUUAUAAAGAUUAUUGAAUUAUUGACUCUGUAACUGAAAUUUUAAAAAUAAUUUCCAAAUAUUUUUUACUUCAAAUAAAAGUCUUA